AUGCAGGCUCCGUGGCAUUUGGACUAUGGAAACCCCGUGGGCACUGCCAGCAGCACCCUGUUGCAGUGCUAUGAGGAUGCCCUUCGUCGCGAGAAGACCGGGAUGCCACAGAGAGCACCCAUCGCAAAGCCCAUGAGCCCUUGGCAUACAGUGCCUCAGUGGCGCAGGCCGAGCUUCCUAGCGGAUGAGGAUUUCUGGGCGAGCUCGUCCAGGAUCGGUGUGGAGCGAGUGGAACCACCGUCAGCGCAGCUGGCCACCGUCAGUGAUCUGGAGCGACUGCAAGAAAAGUCUCUUGGCCGGGCGGAGUGCUCGACUCCAAAGAAUAAGGAAGGAUUGGGCACUGGGUCGGUCCGCUGA
Durusdinium trenchii is the source of this 357-nucleotide messenger RNA. The record is from the annotation of a GenBank genome assembly. Lineage: Eukaryota; Dinophyceae; Suessiales; Symbiodiniaceae.